Zingiber officinale is the source of this 3515-nucleotide messenger RNA. RefSeq names its product RNA-binding protein 25-like. The record is from RefSeq and is a predicted model, not a curated record. Bases 926 to 3328 code for a protein of 800 amino acids. Lineage: Eukaryota; Viridiplantae; Streptophyta; Magnoliopsida; Zingiberales; Zingiberaceae. Gene Ontology annotation, biological process: mRNA processing. The transcript is spliced from 10 exons. Gene Ontology annotation, molecular function: RNA binding.
CUUCUCGACACUGAUCCUCAUGGCGGUGGUCUCCCCUUCUUCUUCCCAAACCCUAGACUCAAACUCCGACGCCGGCAACCAACAGUCCUCUGCCUCGUUCGAUUCGGCUCCUGUCUCUCUUCCCCCAGCCGCUUCGAUUCCUGCUCCUGCUGACGCCUCCAACACUCCGAACUCAAUCCCUAAUCAGGCGCCGUUAGCUCCGCCUCCUCCGGCUGUCCCAUCCUUCGUGCCUUCCUUCCGGCCCCUUGGGGCUCCUCCUGUUCCUCAGUAUUCUGGGGCUAAUAGCCCCAUGGCGCAGAACCCUGCUUUCCUCGCGUCGAUGGGACAGCCCCCCAGCAUCCAUCCGCCUGGCGUCUCCACCUCUGCCUCGGCCAUGCCUCCUGGAGCGCCUCCGGGUGCGGUUCUGCCUCUGCGGCCUGGUAUUCCCUACCAAGUUGCUCCUGGUCAGCCUUCAGCCCCGAUGCCGUAUGCUCAAGUUGGAAAUGGUUAUAUGUCUGUACCUCCUCAGGGUCCGAUGGCGAUGCCUCCUCCGGCCCAAUCCAAUGAUUAAAGGUGAAAUGAUCGUCAGGCUUCCUCUUCCAGUUCUUAGAAGAUGACUUCCAGUUACGUUGGUAUGCUUAAAUUUGUCUAAUUAUGUUGGAUUCAUACCACCAGUUUGUGUAUUAAGUAUUGCUGCCAAGUUGGUAAUUAGGUCAGAUACAGAAACAACAAAUUUUGGUCAGUGAUUGUGCUUUUUUUAUGUUACAUACAAUCACUUUGUUGGAUGAAUCUCCCUUGCGCUUGUCAUGGAUUUCUAAAUCUGACAUCAGUGGAUCAUGUUAUCAUCUGGGUGCUGGUUGCAUCAUUUUUACUAAGCACAUUGACUUGAUCCUGAGCUCAGCCAAUUUAAUUCAUGGUGUAACUUCUGAAGUUUAUAUGGGAGGAUAUGGAUAAGGUUUUCCACACAGCUGCUGGUAUUUGCUAUCUUUGUGGAAUGCCCCGCUAUCCAGCUCCUUACCCGAUGAUUCGCCCUAUAUUUCCUCCACGUCCAUUUCCCCCGACUGGUGUGAUUCCACCGAUGCCUAGGCCUCCAAUUCCAGGGAUCUGGGGGCUGCCACCGGUAGCCACUCCAAUUGUCAGGCCUAUUGUUCCAGUUUCUACACCAAUGGAGAAGCCACAAACUACUGUUUAUGUUGGCAAGAUUGCAACCACAGUAGAAAAUGAAUUUCUCCUUUCAAUUCUCACACUUUGUGGACCUGUAAAGAGUUGGAAAAGGGCACAAGAUCCUUCUGAUGGUACACUUAAGGCCUUUGGAUUUUGUGAAUUUGAAUCUGCAGAAGGAGUUCUUCGUUCUUUACGCUUACUGAGCAAGUUGAAUAUAGAUGGGCAAGAAUUGAUGUUGAACAUUAACCAAGGUACUAGGGAAUAUCUUGAGCGUUAUGUUGAAAAGAAAGCUGAAACAGAGAAGCAGGAAGUAGCAGAAACUGGAGAUCCUGCAAAUGAAAGGGAUAGUAAAGAAAGUACUGAAAAGCAAGGACAGUCUGCAAAUCCAAUGGAAGAAGGAACCAAAAAAGAUUCUGAAGAUAAAGAAAACCAAGUGGGAAACAAGAGUUUUGGUCUAGUCACAGAUGAAGAUCGUGAGUUUGAUGCAGUUGCUCUAGAAAAGCUUACAGGAAUGUUAGAAGAGAGAUUAAAGAACAAACCGUUGCCUCCACCUAUGCUGGUUGAUGGAUCUGUUAAAUCUACUUCUGACACACCUUCCAAAUCGAAGGAUGGGGAUUCUGAUAUCGAUAUAAUGAAAGGUGAUGCUGCUGAAGAAAAAAACGACGAUGACAAUAUGAGUGAAAACAAACCAGCAACUGAAAGUGACAAGCCUGAGACUCCUGAUAGAUCAAAGCGGCAUGAUAGUAGGAGCCGAGAACGAGAUAGGGAACGUGACCUGAAACGGGAAAAAGAAAGGGAGCUUGAGAGAGUUGAACGGGAACGAGAAAGAGAGAAAGUUAGGAGGGAAAGGGAAAGGGAAAGGGAAUUAAGGGAAGUAGAGCGGUUGUACAAGGACCGGCUUAAAGAAUGGGAAGCUAGAGAACGAGAGAAAGAAUACCAGCGACAAUAUGAAAAGGAACGGGAGAAAGAAAGAGAGCGGGAACGGUGGAAAGAGAUAGUGCGGCAGGAAGAUGAAAGUAGUGGUGAUGAUGGUGAUGACUCGAGAAAAAGAAGGCGUAGAACUAGUUUACUUGAGGAAAAGAGAAGAAAAAGGCAGCAUGAAAAGGAAGAGGAUUUUGAAGACAGAUUGAAAGAAAAGGAAGAAAUUGCUGAAGCCGAGAGGAGUGCAACAGAGGAACAACCUAAACUUGUGACAAAGCAACUAAAACUCGAGUCAAAGUCACUUGAUCAGGUUACUCCGGAGGAUGAAACUGCUAUGCAAGAUGAGAAUUUUGAACGAAAGCAUAUUGAGUCCAGUCAUGCUAAUGAUGUUUCUAGAAAUGGUCUUAAUGAUGUUGAUGGCAUUUCUGGAAACAGCAGUGGCGAUGAUCUGAAUAUGAUGGCACCAAUUGCAGUUUCAGACAAAAAGCAGAACAAUAAUGCUCCAGCUCGGAAGCUUGGAUUUGGGUUAAUUGGCUCAGGAAAACGUACUACUGUCCCUUCAGUUUUCCAUGAAGAGGAUGAUGAGGAUUUGGAUGAGAAAAAAAUGAGACCUCUUGUGCCAAUUGAUUAUUCAACUGAAGAAUUACAGGCUGUCCAGGCAAAUGCAUCUGGAUCACAAUCAAAUUUGGCAGCUGCUGCUGAAUUUGCCAAGCGCAUAUCUGGUGCCAACCCAAAAGAUGUGAAGGCUGAUAUAGAUAGGGAAAGGAGCAGACGUUCUAGUGGCAAACAGAAUUUGAGAGAUCGAGAUUGGAAUGAUGAUGAGAGUAGCCGUUCGAAAGAUGAAAGUAGGGAGAAGAUGCAUGAUAGGAAUAUUGAUCGGGAAAAAGGCAGAGAAGAUAAACCAAAAACUGGAAAUAAGAAAUUAUUGGAUGCCAAGCAGUUGAUUGAUAUGAUUCCAAAAACCAAAGAAGAACUGUUUGUCUAUGAAAUUAAUUGGGAUGUUUAUGACAAGCAUCACUUGCAUGAGAGGAUGAGACCUUGGAUCUCAAAGAAGAUAACUGAGUUCCUUGGAGAAGAGGAGGCCACUUUGGUGGACUACAUUGUUUCCUGUAUUAAAGAUCACGUGCAAGCAUCCACAAUGCUAGAAAUGCUUCAGUCUAUAUUAGAUGAUGAGGCAGAAAUGUUUGUCCUCAAAACGUGGAGGAUGCUGAUUUUUGAAAUUAAGAAAGUUGAAACAGGCUUAUCAAUGAAAUCAAAGUCCUAGGCUCCAUUUUUUUAAAAAGAAUUUCUCUCGUCAUAUCAUCCUUCAAAUUUCCUUUUGUGCCAAAGGUCAGUGACUGUAUUAGGACAAUAUUUUGAGAGACCUUGUUAUUUGGUAUGAAUUAAUUGUAGCCAGUCAAGCAUGAUGAUUAUGGGUUGAUUUAAAAUGAGGUUUCCUUUUUUUUUCUUUC